GUGAUGUAGCCUGAUUCAAGCGUGAUUGAGAGAGGCAGACUCACCGAUCUAUAGUCUACGAUAAAUGAUCAGGUCCACAUCUUUCUCAGUUUUCUGGAAACACUAAAAAUAAUGAGGGAGUGCAUCUCUGUACACAUAGGCCAAGCAGGUGUACAGAUGGGCAACUCCUGCUGGGAGUUGUAUUGUCUGGAGCAUGGCAUCCAACCUGAUGGCAUGAUCACCUCUGGCAGCACUUCCUUGGCUGAUUCCUCUUUUGGCACUUUCUUCAGUGAAACCGGAGCUGGGAAGUAUGUACCCCGAGCUGUCUUUAUAGACCUGGAGCCAACAGUUGUAGAUGAGAUCCGCAAUGGACAUUAUCGCCAGCUUUACCACCCAGAGCAGCUGAUCAGUGGCAAAGAGGAUGCUGCCAAUAACUAUGCCCGUGGCCACUACACUAUCGGCAAGGAGAUUGUUGACUCUGUGCUUGAUCGAAUGCGGAAAAUGGCUGACCAGUGUACAGGCCUACAGGGAUUCCUGAUCUUCCACAGCUUUGGUGGUGGAACUGGAUCUGGGUUUACCUCUUUGUUGAUGGAGCGUCUGUCUGUUGAUUAUGGCAAAAAGUCCAAGCUGGAGUUUUCAAUCUACCCUGCUCCCCAGGUUUCCACUGCAGUGGUAGAACCCUACAACUCCAUCUUGACCACUCACACCACACUUGAGCACUCGGACUGCUCCUUCAUGGUUGACAAUGAGGCCAUCUUUGACAUCUGCAAGCGCAAUCUAGAUAUAGAACGUCCCUCCUACAAUAACCUCAACAGACUCAUCGCACAGAUUGUGUCUUCGAUCACGGCUUCUUUACGCUUUGAUGGCGCUCUUAAUGUGGAUCUCACAGAAUUCCAGACCAACCUGGUUCCAUACCCUCGCAUCCACUUUCCCUUGGUUACCUACUCCCCCAUUAUUUCGGCCGAAAAGGCUUAUCAUGAGCAGCUGUCUGUAGCGGAGAUCUCCAAUGCUUGUUUUGAGCCAGCCAACCAGAUGGUGAAAUGUGACCCUCGCCGUGGCAAGUACAUGGCCUGUUGCUUGCUCUAUCGUGGUGACGUGGUGCCCAAAGAUGUCAAUGCUGCCAUCGCCAGCAUCAAGACCCGUCGCUCCAUCCAGUUUGUGGACUGGUGCCCCACAGGCUUCAAGGUGGGGAUCAACUACCAGCCCCCCACGGUGGUUCCAGGAGGGGACCUGGCAAAGGUGCAGAGGGCCGUGUGCAUGCUGAGCAACACCACGGCCAUCGCAGAAGCCUGGAGUCGCCUGGAUCACAAGUUUGACCUGAUGUAUGCCAAGCGCGCCUUUGUGCACUGGUAUGUGGGUGAAGGGAUGGAGGAAGGAGAGUUCUCUGAGGCCAGAGAGGACAUGGCUGCCUUGGAGAAGGACUACGAGGAGGUUGGAGCAGAUUCUGCUGAAGCUUAUGAGGAAGAGGAAGACGAAUACUAGAACCGUCUGCUCUUGUAGCAGAGGCUUUUUGUCUAG
Messenger RNA from Electrophorus electricus (electric eel), 1497 nucleotides. Its product is annotated as tubulin alpha chain-like. The record is from RefSeq and is a predicted model, not a curated record. Gene Ontology annotation, molecular function: structural constituent of cytoskeleton; GTP binding. Gene Ontology annotation, biological process: microtubule-based process. Gene Ontology annotation, cellular component: microtubule. Lineage: Eukaryota; Metazoa; Chordata; Actinopteri; Gymnotiformes; Gymnotidae.